Electrophorus electricus (electric eel) is the source of this 9321-nucleotide messenger RNA. The record is from RefSeq and is a predicted model, not a curated record. Lineage: Eukaryota; Metazoa; Chordata; Actinopteri; Gymnotiformes; Gymnotidae.
GUGACGGGUAGGUCCUACGUAUCUGAUAGUACUUGAUCAUUGUUUGGUGUGGCUGUGUUGAUACACUUGAGGGGUCUGUGUAGAUGAAAACUGAAAUGAAGAGAUCUACAUAAAGAUGGCUGAAGCGGUGAGACCAAAGAAAUCAAAAGUUAGAUCCUCUGGAAAGUCGCAGAACAAAAAGCAGCAGCAGUUUGACAGUUUGAGGAAAGCAGCUGAGCCUGCAGUACUGUGUGCUCCUGGCCAAGAGCUUGCUGCUGAGUUCACAGAUGUUCUACUCAGCCUUCCCACUGAGCUGCCCGCACAGGAGCCUCUUAGCAACCAGACAUCAGCAGACCAAACUGAAAAAGCAGAGAAGGACCAAAACAAGCAUCAGCUGUGUGAGGAGGCAGAGACCGCAAAGAUGGCCUUUAGCGCUGGAGAGACAGAGCAUAAACUGUUAUUACAAGAUGGUGGAGUCAAAGAGGACCAAUCUCCUCCUGCCUUGCUGCUGAACCAGUGUGAUCUGAAAACUCUCUGUAAUAAAGUUGAACAUAUUAGUGUCUCUUCCUUAUUCCCUUCCCUUCCCUCUCCAUCUGUGCAAAGCCAACUCUUGGUCAACCCAUCUAUGGUCAGCUCUGGACUAGCUGAGACAUCUCUUAUGCCAUUAGUGGUUGGCACAGGCAGUGCGUUUGAGCAAACACCUCCCAUGCCAGCUGUUCUUCCUCUAGCCGACCAGGAGUCCUCUCCCCCUAGCCUCGUCCCAGUGGAGCUUACAGAGUCAGAGAGGCCCCACGAGAGACUAUACCCGGAGUUGCCCUGGUCAUGCCUGACAGCACAGCCCUUCACCAGUGAGCAGCUGCGUGUGUGGGAGCCGGGCUCCUGGCUCGAGAGCAUAGAGCUCCAUGCCUCAGAGUUCCAGGUGCUGGCCCACCAGGAGGGCCAUGAGCUGCACGAGCUGCUGCUCAGCUACUGGAGGUGCCGCAAGCAGCUGACCCAGGCGCAGGCUGAACUGCAGGCAGCCAACUGCGACUGCAAGAGUGCACAGAACCGCCUGUGGAGCUUCAAGGAUGAGCAGCUCACACUGCAGGGUGUGUGCGCAGACCAGACCAAGGUGUGUGGCUACCACCGCUUCCAGCAGGUGGCUUUGAACGAGGGGGCAAUGGCUGAGUUGAGGCGCCUGUUUGAGGCCAAGGCUGAUCUGCUCCACCAGACUGUCGCCCUGCACUCCUACACAUCCGUCCUCUCUCGUCUGCAGGUGGAGUCGUAUCUCUACCACCUGCUUAAUACAAACCCCUUCACCAGAAGUGUGGCUGUGCAUGAGGCGAGCCCAGGUGGUAGCAAGUCCCAACCCUCUUCCCUGCAGCCACUGAAGGAGAGUAUUGGUGUGCUGUUCAGCUUCACCCGCCGGGUGCUGGACGAUUCUCAGUUCCAGAACGACAUUCAUCUGUGGCUGCAGAAACUGGUGUCUGUAUUGCAUCACGUAGGCUCAGCAGGUGGCCAUCUGUAUACCCUCAACCAUCUACUUUGCUGUCCUGCAGGUGUUGGGAAAUGGGCUGGCCCCUUCCUACAGAUCAAAGUGCUGGACAAUCCAUCUGGAGUUUAUCACUUUAUGCAGGCCUUGGCAAUUCUCAUGUCUCCAGUGAGGGACCGUGCAGACUUUCUGUGCCAUAUGAGGCCCAGCAAUGUGAAAAAUAAUAACAGCUACUCAGGGCAUGCAUCUGCCAACUGGACUCUGGUGGAUGAGGGCGGAGAAGAGGACGAAGAUCCAGAGACGAGCUGGCUGCUGCUCUCAGAGGAUGACCUCAUCACUCUGCUUUCACAGUUUCCUUUUGAUGAGCUCUUCAAACACUUACUGGGGAUGUCCUCAGCAGGCAACUACCAACCUCAAGCCACCACCAGUCAGAAAAUGAUGAAGAUAUUUGCUUUUGCCUCAUCGCUGGUUGAGUUGCUAGCUGUUGGCCUGCAGACCUACAACCGCGCACGCUACCGGCAGUUCGUGAAGAGAAUUGGCCACAUGAUUAGGAUAACGCUAUGCUACGUGAGUGACCACUGGGCCCAGUACAUCAGCCUGACUGGGGUGGGCAGGACCACCAUGCAGGAGCAGUCCUUCUCCAUGGAGAAACUGCAGGUUGAGUUCGACCACCUGUUCCUCCGUGCUGUCUUGCAUGUCCUCAAGGCCAAAAGAUUGGGCAUUUGGCUCUUCAUGUCUGAGAUGCCUUAUGGAACCCUGUCCAGUGUGAUGCUCUGGAAGAUCUUCUACAUCAUGCAGUGCGCUGAGACGGACGGUCUGGACAAGUUGAGCUGCAACCUGAGUGUGGAGAACUGCAUCCAGGCCCUCCGUGAACCAAGUCACCAGGAGAAGUUUGAGGCCUGGCUGGCAGAGAUAAACAGCUCCGAUGGAAUUUGCCUGCUGACCACAUUUGCGCACAUGGCUCAGCCCAAACGCACUGACGCCGACCCUGAGUUUGUCACAACCAUCAUUUUGCAGAUUUAUGAGGUGUCUUACGUCUGUGUGUCCACACGGGAGAUCUUCUCUAAAGUGGGAAGAGAACUGCUGGCUGCCAUUGCCUCAGCCCACCCGCUCAUCAUCUCUGUACUACUAGGGAGACUCAGGGAGACCAUGGAGAAGGUUGGCAUGGUGUCCUUGUACCUAUUUAAGGAGCUACCCCUGCACUUGUGGACUCCAAGCCCGGCUGAGGUUGCAGUUGUUCGCAGCUGGCUCCUAGAUUACAGCUUGUCAGCAGUGGAGAACAAACUGGCCUGCAUUAUCUUGGAAGGCCUUAACUGGGGAUUCCAGACAGAUGGCAGCCUUGCCCUGUCUGCUGCAUUGCACAAUGAGGUGGCGCUGUUGGUGGUGGAGGCCUAUCAGAAGUACCUCACAAAUAAACCCUAUGCUGGUCUCAUUUCAGAGGGCAUUAAGCAGGUGUCUUACCUAGCCAGCAUCAUGCGAAUGGGCCAGACCCCAGAGACGUCCUUCAACCAGUGGGCGUGGGACCUGGCAAUGCGUCUUAAGCUCCACUCCAAUGAGAGGGCUCCCCAGGACGCCUGGUGUCCGCUGCCCUCCUCCACUGGGCCCACUGUGCCCGAGAUCACAGACUCCCCUACCAUGCACCCAGUGCUCAAAGCUGUCAAAGCAGGCAUCCCCAUUGGCUGUUUUCUGGCACUUGACAUGACCAGCAUUGGCCACAGUCUGGAGAGGUUCUGCAGUGAAGGCAUUCCUCUGCUGAAGAUCUUGGUCCAGUCUCACCACCUGAAAGCUGCUAUCCAUGUGUUGGAAAAUGUCCUACCACUGGCUUAUCACUGCCACUUCUACCUGCUUAAGAAUGAACAGUUUCUAAACUGCAUCCAGCUUUUCAUACAGCUAGACAGUGGGGCACCACAGGGUGUGACCCAACAGGUCACACACAAAGUGACCCAGCAUCUAAUAGGCACCUCCAGCUGCGAGAACGUCAAGCUCAUCAACAGUAUGAUCCAGGCCCACAUCUUGGAGAGCUCCAGGGUUGGCUGUGUCGGAGCCGUAGCCGUUUUGGAGUUCUGGCUGCAGGUUUUGAUAGAGCAGAACCUCUGGCACAGAGACAGAACCAUCCUGUACCUUCUGGAUCAUCUGUGCCAUGCUGCCUUUCUCCACCAGCAGGAGGAGUGUCUCCAUAAAAUCCUCUAUCAACAACAUAAGAAUGCACUUGGUUACCAUGGUGACAAGGGUCUGUUGUCAUCUCUGAUGGGGUGGAUUGUGGCAGGAAACAUCACUCCUUCCUUUAUUGAGGGCAAUGCUUUAACUGGUGAGGUGUGGUUUGCUUGGUUAAUCUUAAACAUGGAGUCCAUCUUUGAAGAAGACUCUCAGUUGCGGCGCUGUGUGGAGCACGAGCUGCUCUCCAGUCCUGCCCUCACGCCUGACCAGGCUCUCAAGAAGGCUCAGGUGCGGCUGAAGCUUCACGUCGUUCCCUCACUGCAAAGGCUGAUGGUCUACCGGUGGGCUCAGCAGGCUCUGAUUACGCCAGCAGAUCACCCACUCCUGCCUCUCAUCUGGCAGAAGUUCCUACAGCUCUACCUCCGCCAACCUGGCCCAGAGUUUGGACUGGAAGCUAAAGGCUGCAUUGGGAAGCGCUACUUCCACAGUGCUGCCCACAUCACCCUGCUGAAGGAGCUCAGGCAGCGGCUGGUGGAGGUGUGUGACUUCCACCACGCGGCCGGGAAGGCCCUGAAGGUGCCCAACCCGUGCAGCGACACUGCCAGCGAAGGAGAGACCCGCCCCUGCACCCCCAUCACCCAGUGCAUGACGUCUCCCGAGCUCCACAUCGAACUGGUUAGACUGUUCAGUGCCUUUGCUGCGUGGAUGGAUGAUGAAAGCCUACAGAAACAGGAGGUGUUCUUGCCCUCUCUACCAAAGCAAUACGAUGCCCAUCGGCUGGCCAAAAUUAUGCAGGGUCAGCAGGAGCUAUGGAUGGAGUAUAUGGACAUUGAGCGAGUUCAGCAUGAACUGAGUGAAGUUCGUGGUUUGUGGGUAAAGGUCAAAAGGGAACCGUCAUUCUCCCAUGGCAGCAGCAACUCCAUCUUUACUGACUUCAUCAACCCUCAGGCUGCAAGAGAACGCAUCCUCACCAACCUGAAGAAACAUGAUGCCCCUCAGGCAGCGUUGCCCCUGGUUCCUAUGAAAGCCCCGGUCCCUGAUAUUCCCACCGGGAGCCUGUCCGAUGAGGGGGCAUCCUCUGUUCUCAUCCAGCAUGACCUCACUAACCUCCAGCACCAAGCCAAGCUGGCAGCGGUGCGAGAGACGCAGCAGGUGGCUCUGGACAAUGAACUACUGGAGCUUCUGCCUCAGCUCUACACCAACCGUGAGGAGCAGCUCUCCAUGCAGCUUGAGUGCAGGGGCAAAGGGGGCCAGCCCUGCCAGGGCCCCGCCCACAUCACAGUGAAGUAUGCAGGCAUGCACAAACUUGAGCCAGUCCAGAACCAGAUCCAAUCCCUGAAGACUGACAUCAAGCAACUCCAGACAGAUGCAGUUAACCCCCUUCCUCAGAGCCUAGCCGAGGCCGCUGUGCACACCGAGAACUUUAUCACGACCCUGGUUAAUGCCUACAAGUUGCACCCUUCGCCAGCCUUCCAAAAAGUGGGCAUUGCUGCCUUCUAUCAAAUUGUUUCUUUCGUUUGUGAGGACACCCAAAGACAUCCACCUACUCGUCAAUUUUUUACAUCCUGUGUGGAGAUUCUGGGACAGGUCUUUAUCCGGGACAUUCAGACAGAGUGCCGGCGCGUGCUGAAGACCAUCCUUCAAAACAGGCGGCUGUGUAACCUGCUCUCCCCCUACUUCACCCCCAAUGCAUCGCCAUCCGAACUGGUGGCUUUGUAUGAGGAGGUGGUGCUGGCACUCCACGCCGACAGUGGAGACGUCAUCUUCAUGCUCCUUACAAAAUUUGACCUGACACAAUGGCUGUCUGCCACUCUGCCUCCAUUCCAUAAGCGGAGCCGUCUGAUGGAGCUCAUCCAUGUGGCCCUCACGGCCUGUGGCUUGGAGCCUGAGCCCGAGGUCCUCAUGCCUUUUAACCUCUUCUGCAAGCACUGGACCGAGCUGCUGCUCUACCAGUUUCCAGACCAUUACAGCGAUGUCCUCAGGCUCCUCACACAUAGCUCUUCACAGCAGCUCCUCAGUGCCGAUUGCUGGAGGUCUUCACUGCGAGCGCUUGGCUGUUCCGCUUAUUCGAAGAAGAAAGCAUCCAAAUCCUCCUCCACACACUCUGUCCUUCUCUCUCCUCAACAGGUUGAUGAAACGAUAGAGUGGCUCUCAAACUACUUUCUCAAACUCCGUCUGUCUAAAGGAGACUUCCGCAGUUUUGGCCUCCUUUCCAAAUGGAGGCCAUACAUAGAGGAAGUCAAGGGGUUCUGGGAGUAUCUCAUUAAUUACCUCAUUGAUCUGGAGCUGAACAGUUGUAGCAAAGAGCCACUGGGCAGUGCGAGAUUGGUCAAAGCUCUUUGGGACCUUCACUCAAAGAUGACUAAACUCUUCAGGCCCUGGAUUCUAGUACUUGAUACGGAUGAUGUGAGCAAUUCUCGCUGUUCUCCCUGGCUUGAAUCUGAUACCACAGUAGCAAUCAGCCUGGUCAGCCUCUAUACACAGUUGGCUGAGACCUUGCAUGACAAAUUCAAAGACCGCCUGUUACCAGGGCAACGAGGAGCCCUGUGGCUCCACCUCAUGCAGUACUGUGAGAGCUGUACCUCCCCUAAGAUGCCUGAAUACCUUCUGUACACCUAUCACACAGAGUAUAGCCAUCUGCCGUGGAGGGACCUUCAUCCAGACCAGGUCAUCAUGAACCAGUUCUUCAGUGUUGAAAGAGGAAGUCCAAAGACCUGUUUCCUGUUCCUGGGUGAAGUCCUGUGUGAAGUCAACUGGGUCAGUGUGUUAAGUGAUGCCAUGGGCCCAGAGCCCUCUGCCAGUGCCCAAACGAUGGUCGUCUACCUCAUAUACCUGAUGGUCUUCCUGGCUAAAGAGGACCACCUUCUUAACAAGCCUGAAUCUCCCCUUUUAAAUCUGCUUAGCCAGUCAGCAUCGCUGCCCUGGCAUCUAGUAGACGUCUCCUCCUACCAGAAUGUCACAGGCUAUGUGAACACACAUUAUCCAGCCUCUCUCGUUCUCAGCCGAGACACGUCUUCACAGCUAGUUAUCAAACUUCUCAAAAUUGCUGCUGGCUUUGGAUCGUCCUUUGAAGGCCUACAUCACAAGGACAUGACUUUAAAGUGCCAGUCAUUUCUCCAUCUGAUGGUGCAGUUUCUGACAUCUCUGGAUCAAAAUGGUAACAUCAGUCUGGCCUCAUUAGAGACUGAGAUGGAGAAGCUUUUGGAGUACAUUGUCAUUUUUAACCCCCCUGAAACAGACCUCCAGCGAAGACACAUGGCCACUUGCAGUCUGUUUGCUGAGAUGCUGACCCUGUUGAAUGGAGCAAGUGUGUCCACGGCAGAAGGGCUUAGUUCUAAGCUUCACUCUUGGGUGGAGAAGAGGGCCCGGGGCCCACUGGUCUUGCCUCUUCUCACAGCUGCCUGCAGAUGCCUGGCCUCCGUGCGUCAUAUGACACUCACCACCGAAGCUUGCAUAAUGACCUACUUCAGUGAUGCCGGCUGUGUGGAUCAGUACUCUGGCUGGGGGCCGAUACUGGUCUCCCUCCAGGUUCCUGAGCUGACAGCUGAGGACUUUGUUCAGGAGAGUCUGGCUCUGGGCAGUUACCUCACCCUCUAUGUCUACAUACUCCAGAAGCUCAACAUGGAGCAAACCCUGCUCAGUGAAAAGAGGACUCUGGUGUUGCUCAACUCCUGGAUCAACCAAGUCUUUCCUAGUGGUCCAUCCGACGAGGCCAAGCUAUUCCUGUGGUGGCACAAGGCCUUACACCUGCUGUGGGUUCAAGUGGAUCAGGGCGACCCAUGCGGGCUGGACACUCUGGUCCUGUCCUUGAUGGCCUUCCAGAACCGGCUAGCCCAGCUGGCAGAAGAACGGCUCAAUUCGGGCAUCCUGGGAGUCAUUGGCCUGGGAAGGAAAUCCCCGCUCUCCAACAAAUUUCGGGUUGUUGCUCGUAGCAUGUCCGUCUUCCUCCUGGUGCAAGUACCAUCGGAGAGCCAGUUACGCCUUCAGCCGGGAACAGAGCUGCAGCUAUCCCCUAAAGCCCAACAGGGUUUGGCUGUUCUGGAGGCCAUGCUGGCUAAUAAACAAUAUUCAGAGCUGCAGUCAUCUCUGAGCCAAGCCUGUCAGUUUAUAAAGUACCCGGGCCACUGCCUACAUGAUGGCAACCGUCUUUUAGCCCUGCUCAUCAACUCACUCUACACAGAUCUCCACUACCUGGAUAUCAUUCGCUAACAAGGUCAUAGACUUGCCUCUAAAGUGCGACGGCCAAGGCUAGCGCCCAAGCUAGCACUAAUGAACUCGUGGGGGACAUUGGGAAGAUCUCUACAUAACCAGCAUGCAUUGAGUGCUCUCUCACUCCAUCACUUUCUCUCAUUCGCUCUGUGACUCACUCUCUCUUUGUCUCCUUUUUUGUAACUUUUGUACCCUUUUUCUCCUUCUUUCAUUCUUCCUUCCUUCCUCCCUUCAUGUCUCUACAUUUCACUUUAGCUCAAAAUUAAGGUUGGAUUUCUCUUUAUUUUUUAAAUGCUUCUUUUGCACUAUACUGUCAGUGAGCCAAACAUGACUGGUGCCGCCCCAGCCUUUCUCCUAUUGACCUUCCUCAUUUAAAUCAACCCAUUUUAAAGCUGCUUUUGGUGGUAGAGCUAGGCCCUCUGUGUGCUCUGGUUCAUCUCUUUUGCUCCUAAUGUGGAAAUGUGAUUGCUUAGUACCAGAAAGGAGUAUAUCAGUUAUCAAACUCUUCUACAAAUUCAACACAGAGUUUGUUAAAUAUUACAUGCAGUUUAUAACAGUGUAGACGUUUAAAGGUUUGUGGGCUCUGUUUUAAGAGACAUUUGGUGAUAUUUGUGAGGGACUGACACAGAGACAGGUCUUACAAUCUAUAGUGCUUUCUCAAGUAAAGUGACCUCAGAUAGUGUGAUUGUAGUCCAACCAAAAUGUGGGGGGGGGGGGUUUGUUUUGUUUUGUGUUUUUUUUUUUGUGUGUGGUUUUUUUUUUUAUUAUUGUUUUUUUGGAAGCUGAUGCGGGUACCAUGUGAGAAGCCCUAUAACAAUAUAAAAUCUUGCCCUUCCUCCAAGAUGCUUAUUUUACUUGAUUUCCACCCAUCUUUUAGGCAUGCACUUUCAAGGAUGUUUGCUUGAGGUCAGAAGUUCAGUAGAUCUUAUGAGUGAAUGCUUUUAGUAUAUUAAGUGGUAUGCUAUUCUUUUCUUUUUUGUCCAUAUUUUCACAAACUAUUUAAAACGUGCUUUAUUGCUGGCACAAUGGAACACGAUGGGUUAUAUAUAGGCAUAUGGAACACAAUGGGUUAUAUAUAGGCAUAUUUACACGGAUGCAUCUCUGUUAUAUUGUAAUUAUAUUUGAUUUUAAAAUAUCCUUUUUAGAAACCACCAGAAGAGAAUGCAGUUCAUGUAUGUUGGGACUGAACAUAAUGCUGAAGCAAUAUCAAACCUCAACUAGUGAAGAUGGUCCCUCUAAAGCACAAAGCACACCAGUUUUUCUUGUCUCACAAAACCCAGGACUGAAAAAUUUCUUUGCAAAUGUAAACAAAUGUGAUAUGAAAUUGUGUAGUAUCCUUCUUGCCUUCAAAUGUCCUUACAGUAUGUGGCUUUUUUGUAUCGUGCCAUGACUCUUCUGCAAUCCUUACACUAACAUAAUGUCAUAUCAGUGAUUUGUAUACUGCUACUGUGAAUGAGAAUAGCCCUAGAACAUGUCUACCAAUGUCUAUAAUACAAGAAUGAAGA